AUGUCCUCAACUACACAAGAUACGAUUCUUCAAUCGCUGAACGAGGCGCAACGCCGCGCUGUGACUUCAACCGCAUCAACCGUUGCAAUCCUCGCCGGUCCUGGAAGUGGGAAAACCCAUACCCUAACAUCGCGAGUAGUAUGGCUUAUCCAGAACGUUGGCUACCGUCCUUCCGAUGUUGUCGUCGCAACCUUUACCGUCAAAGCCGCCAGGGAGAUGAAAGAGCGAAUCGGGAAAACACUAGGCGAAGAAUGUGAAAAGAAGAUUGUGCUUGGAACAUUUCACUCGAUCGCUCGAAGAUAUCUGUCAAUAUACGGGAACCGAAUCGGAUUGGACUCCAAAUUCGGCAUCGCAGACGAUGGAGACUCCAGAGCAAUUAUCCAGAGAAUCUGCAAAAGGCUGGAACUUAAUAUCGAACCAUACCACGCCAAAUCAUGGAUCAGCAAAGAGAAGGCGAAAGGUCCAAAUGCCAUGGCGCCACCUCCAACACAGAAAGGCAGAAAAGAGAACCCAGCAUUGAGGACAUGCUUCCAGGAAUACCAGGCUCAGCUCAAAAGAUCGAAUCUGCUGGACUACGAUGAUCUCCUGGUCAAAUGCGUCGAAUUGCUCCGAGACCACCCGGCCUGCGUAUCCAACGUCCAGACUGUCCUUAUUGACGAGUAUCAAGAUACCAAUGGCAUUCAAUACGAACUAAUGAAACUCUUUGCCCAAGCAAAACAACGAAUAACGAUCGUUGGCGACCCCGAUCAGAGUAUCUAUGGCUGGCGAUCAGCCGAAGUAAAAAACCUCUUCCGUUUACUGCGAGAAUACCCCAACACAGAUGAAAUAUCACUGGAAGAAAAUUAUCGUUCUUCACAGUCCAUCCUUGAUGUAUCACUUACUGUCAUUCAGCAAGACAAGAAGCGAUACAAGAAAGUUCUGCUGCCGGUCCACACUAAGGGAGCGCGACCGGUACUCAGGACAUUGAAAAGCUCGUCUGCUGAAGGCGAAUGGAUUGUUUCAGAGAUCAAGCGAGUGGUCAUGAUGUUUGGAGACAUGCUCAAGUUUGAGGAUGUCGCAAUCCUCUUGAGAUCUGCUGCCCUUUCCCGACACAUCGAAUCAGCCCUAGGAAAAGCUGGUGUUGCAUACCGAAUGAUCGGAGGACACAAAUUCUACGAACGGAAGGAGAUUAAAGUGUUGAUAGACUAUCUCCGGGUAGUCAGCCAGCCUGACAACAAUGAUGCGCUUGCCAGGAUCAUUAAUGUACCUCGACGAGGUAUCGGAGAGGCAACGGUCAAGUCACUUAUCGAAGAAGCAGAGCAGUCCGACAUGAGUCUCUGGACCUUGAUUCUGAAACACUGCAGAGGCAAUCGGAAAGCCAAAGCUAACAUCAGACCUAAAAUGGAGCAAAAACUCAAUACGGAACUCAUCCGUACCAUUACGAGUCUACAAAAAGAAGCCAGUCAAAUCAGCCAGAGUAGCCCUGUUACGCUGGUUAACUUGAUCGAACAAUUGUUGACCCACCUCGAUUUCAAGAAGUAUUUGGAGGAAGAAUAUACAGAAGAGCACGAACAACGAUGGGCCAACGUCCAGGAAUUCAUCAAUUUAGUUAGCGAUUUCAUGAAAGACUUUGGUGCACCAGACGAAGACGCACUUCCGGAAAUUGACAACUUGGAUCAGGUUAAGGACGACGACAUGCUGGGCCGUUUUCUGGCCAACGUGUCGCUGGCGUCGGAUGCGCAGAACAAGGGCAACACAACAGAACAGAAAUCUCUGGUCACAAUCUCGACAAUUCACGCCGCGAAGGGGCUAGAAUGGCCAGUCGUCUUUGUACCAUCUGUUUACACAGGAUCAAUCCCUCACUCAAGAUCCGAAGACACAGACGAGGAACGACGCCUUUUGUACGUGGCAAUGACACGAGCGCAAGCACUGCUGUAUCUAAGCUGUCCCCUCUACGGCACCCAGGGAAUGAGCAGCAAAGUCGAGCUUUCGCCGUUUGUGGCACCAUUUGCGUCCAAGGAGUUUGCCAAAAAAGGUCCAUCAUUCGAUCGAGCAGUUGUAGAAGGUGUUGCGAAAAUUCUUGGCCGAGACGCUCCAUCUGAGAAGACAGUUUUUGGAAAGCUCCCACCGAUGUUCUCGGUCGAAGACGAUAAGUUCCCAACCGAUCCUAUCGACCCCAAGAAUGUCGAAAGGUAUGAUGAAGAAUCCGGCCCACAGCAUCCUCGCGCACCGAAGCGGCAGCGUGUCUCAAACCCUACCACUUCCUAUAAUGAAUCAGAUGAGCUUCCCUGGCAGAGAGAAUAUGCUACAACAAUGGAGCAGUCAUCUGAUUUCACAGUCGCUGCCUUGCCAGGUUUCACAACCGCUGGGGCCCACAGAGUCGCGCUUGAUGCCGCAGCAGCAGCUGCACCGCAACCGACAAGUUCAAAACCAGGCACAAAGAAGGGAUCAACCAAACGAGGUGUUGGGCAGAAAAGUAUGCUUGGAUGGCUCAAUCAAGGACCAAACGCCCCUAAACCUCCACCUGAGCCGCAACCACAACCGCAGAGUAGGUCUCUUGCGCAGGCUCGGUAUCAAUCCGCUUUGUCGCGACAGAAUAGCAGGUUACCCUCCCUACCUGAGCCGAAAAAGCCAUUGAUUGACCCCGAAUUGGCGGAACACAAAUUACCAUCUGCACGACCUCUAGCGAAACCUAAUGUACCCAAGAUUAAUGACGGCGGUCCCCAGAAAGCCUAUUCGUGCUUCUCUAGUUCACCUCCACGAUCUCCACCGAAAAGAGAACCCGAAGAAGCUGAGCAAGAAGUCCUGCCUAAUAAGCCUGCUUCAACUCUUCAUGCGACAACGUUUAUGUCGGUCAGGCCGAAUGGUGGUGUCAGACGGCCAGUUGGGCUAGGACCGGCACCAACGAUGGACCGAUUGAGAAAACCGUUCAAACCGCUGACGAUGAAUCGACCGCAACGGCCGAGCGGUUGA
Molecule: messenger RNA, 2952 nt
Organism: Fusarium poae
Lineage: Eukaryota; Fungi; Ascomycota; Sordariomycetes; Hypocreales; Nectriaceae
Exons: 1
Coding region: 1-2952 (983 amino acids)
Biological process (GO): recombinational repair
Cellular component (GO): nucleus
Molecular function (GO): hydrolase activity; DNA binding; ATP binding
Source: RefSeq, a predicted model, not a curated record